Myodes glareolus (Bank vole) is the source of this 751-nucleotide messenger RNA. The record is from RefSeq and is a predicted model, not a curated record. NCBI's taxonomy places the organism in Eukaryota, Metazoa, Chordata, Mammalia, Rodentia, Cricetidae.
AUGGUUACUGUGUUCAGAGAGGUGACGAUAUGUGCUCACAUCUGCACAGCUGGUCAGAAUAACUUCAAGCUGAAGUCUGUCAGAGGAAUUGUGACCCAUCUCUGCCCCGACUAUGGCUGGAUUAAUGACACCAUCUUCUUUAAUCCUGAUAUGGUGUGUGGAAAUGUUCCAGUGAAUGUUGGAAUGAGUGUCAUUGCUCUUGUAGAAGAGGAUGAAACAACUCACGCAGUGAAAACCAUCAAAGUGAAAGCCAUGUCUGAUCCUAUCUAUGGUAUUGAACCAUCAGAAUUUGACAAAAGACUUUGCAUUAAGUGUGUGAGCUAUGCAACACAGGACAACAUCUUCAUAAGCAAGGAAACAUUUUUCCCCAUGCAACUACUUUCUGGAGGAUUUUUGCCCUUUAAAGGGGACUUGUUGCUGGUUGAGUAUUCCUUGAAGCCAGGCACUUCAAACAUCACUAUACACACUGUGAGCCUGCUAAACUCCCAGAAUAUGGAUGAGGUCUGUGUGACCAGUAUUGAUGGAAGAACUGGUGUGGUAGACGACAUCAUCUUUUUCACCUUGGACUCGCUCCAGAAGCCGAAUGGCUAUACUCCAGGGCUGUACGACAUUGUGAAUAUUGUUGCUGUGGAUAGCAUUCAGCCACACUGUUCUUGGAGAGCAGUAUCAAUGGUCCCAGUGGAAAUGUGUAUUGAUCAGGCCUAGUAAUUAAUUUUCAAUAUUACUUCUAAGGCUCUGGUUAAUAAAACGA